AUGGCGGCCACUGCGGGCGAUGUCAUAGACAUCGGCAAUUUCGCCACAAAGCUGCCUCAAUGGAAAGCGUCAUCCAUAACAAAACCUCUCUACGGCCUCGUAGACAUGGGCAGCAAUGGCAUUCGAUUCUCCAUCUCCGACCUCUCCCCUCCUCGAAGUCGACUCCUCCCCUGUGUAUACCGCGAGCGAGCUGCCAUUUCCCUCUACGAUGCACUCCACGAAUCUACACCAAACUCCGAACCUUUCCACUUUUCCAGAGAGACCAUAGUGCAAGUCGCGCAGACCCUUGCAAGAUUUAAAAGUAUCUGCAAUAUGUACGACGUGCAGAAGGAGAACAUCAGUGUAUUCGCAACGGAGGCCAUGCGCACAGCCAAGAAUAAAGAUGAGAUGCUUUUUGCGAUCAAGGAAUCGAGUGGAUUGGCUGUUGAUAUCUUGAGUCCUGGCGUGGAAAGUCUGUUCGGGGCAAUGGGUGCAAGGAGCGGCUUUCAACGCGUUAAUGGACUGUUCAUGGAUCUUGGCGGCGGCAGCGUCCAAAUGACUUAUGUCAACUCCACCGCGGAGGAAAACUACGAUGUUCUAGCUGCAGAUGCUGCAAGAAGCUUGCCGUUUGGAGCUGCGAAGCUCUCUAUGGCUUUGGGUAGCCAGAACACUGCGCAUGCAGCGAAGGCUGAGUUGCGGGCUAGAAUGAGAGAGACUUUCGAGGAGUUAACAACAAGGUUCCCGAAACUGAAAAAAGAGGCAGAGCAGGAGGAUGGGAUAACAAUAUACUUCUGUGGAGGUGGCUUCCGAGGAUAUGGCAGUAUGUUGAUGCAUACUGACCCUAUCCAACCCUAUCCUAUCCCAGUUAUCGGUGGAUAUACUGUUCAAGGGCAUCGCUUUAUUAAGUGGCGGGAGAUGUUACAUGCGAACAAUCAUGAAGGAAAGGUCUUUGGAAUGUCGACAAGAAGAAGGGAUCAAUUCCCGGCCAUUGCUACGGUGGUCCAGGCUAUUGUUGAAGCCGUGCCGAAAAUUAAGCAAGUUGUCUUUUGCAGUGGUGGAAACCGAGAAGGCGUUCUUUAUAUGAAAUUGCCCGUUCAAGUUCGAGAAAGCAACCCACUAUCUUUUAUCUUAGGGGAAGUUAUGUCCGGGAAUGAUGGCAUCGCCAGUGCAGUGUCAAUAGUCAUAUCGUCAGGGUUAGCGAAUCCCUAUCCGGCUCUCUUCUCCAGCCAGAUUCUCCAAUAUGUGGCGAGUCACACCUGGUUAGAUAUGGGCAACCCUGAUAGUUCCAAUUCCGCAAAAUCUCUGCAUAAUCCGAUCUCCGGUCUCCUAGCUGGUAUUCCUGGCAUGACCCACGAGACGCGAGCGAUUCUCGCGCUUACCAUGUGUGCCAGAUGGGGAUCUGAUCUUGCCCCAGGAGAUAAAAAGCUAGCCGACAAUCUUCAAUCGUUAAUUGGGCAUGAACUUAGCUGGUGGUGCCGAUAUAUUGGUACGAUUGCUAGACUGUUGGCACUUGUAGUGCCUACAUGUCCUUCAAGUGAGCAGGCAAUAGACAAGGCGCUAUCAUUACAGGCCUCAGCAUCCUCCUGUUUAGGCAAAAAGGGCCACAAGGCUGGCAUUCGACUGAGGAUCAAUAUACGCCAUGCAGUCUGCCCUGGGCUUAACACGGAAGCAAUCGAAGGCCUGUUUGCCAAAGUUGGUAAGAAUCUUCAAGUGAACUGGAAAGUGGAGCUAGAUGUGGUCGAGUUAUGA
This is a messenger RNA of Venustampulla echinocandica, 1728 nucleotides long. RefSeq names its product putative retrograde regulation protein 2. The transcript is spliced from 2 exons. Bases 1 to 1728 code for a protein of 575 amino acids. The record is from RefSeq and is a predicted model, not a curated record. Gene Ontology annotation, biological process: regulation of transcription by RNA polymerase II. NCBI's taxonomy places the organism in Eukaryota, Fungi, Ascomycota, Leotiomycetes, Helotiales, Pleuroascaceae.